AUGGCCGUUCGCGCCCGGAGCGCCCGCCUGCCGCCGGAAGUCAACCGCAUCCUGUACGUGCGCAACCUACCCUUCAACAUCUCCACCGACGAGCUGUACGAUAUCUUCGGCAAGUACGGGCCCAUACGGCAGAUUCGAGUGGGAUGCACCAAGGAGACAAGGGGGACAGCCUAUGUUGUAUAUGAGGACAUAUACGAUGCCAAGAACGCUUGUGAUCAUUUGUCAGGCUUCAACGUGCAAAACAGGUACCUGAUUGUGCUGUACUACAACCCCCAGAGGCAAACCAAGAAAGUGGGCACAAAGGAGAAGGAGGAGGAGAUCAAACGCAUGCAGACGAAGUACGGAGUGGAUGGCGAGCAGCAUGCCAGGAACCCACAAAGGCAGCAGCCGGCGCAGGCAGCUGCUCACUAA
Molecule: messenger RNA, 411 nt
Organism: Ostreobium quekettii
Lineage: Eukaryota; Viridiplantae; Chlorophyta; Ulvophyceae; Bryopsidales; Ostreobiaceae
Source: the annotation of a GenBank genome assembly